AAAAACCAUUCAUACUUGGCUUUUUUAUGCAUCCAUUUAAAAUACAAGAGAGCUUAACGCUGACUCCCUCAAGAAAGUGUCAAGCUAUGGAGAGCACCGAUUCUUCCGGUGGUCCGCCGCCGCAGCCAAACCUUCCUCCCGGAUUCCGAUUCCACCCAACCGACGAAGAACUCGUGAUCCACUACCUCAAACGCAAAGCAGACUCUUCUCCUUUACCAGUCGCCAUCAUAGCCGACGUCGAUCUCUACAAACACGAUCCAUGGGAACUUCCCGAGAAGGCUUUGUUCGGAGAACAAGAGUGGUACUUCUUCAGUCCACGUGAUCGGAAAUAUCCAAACGGAGCUAGACCGAACCGAGCUGCUACUUCUGGUUAUUGGAAAGCGACCGGUACAGAUAAACCGGUGAUUUCAACCGGAGAUGGUAACAAAAAAGUCGGAGUCAAGAAAGCUCUCGUGUUCUACACUGGGAAGCCACCGAAAGGAAUUAAAUCAGAUUGGAUCAUGCAUGAAUAUCGCUUAGCCGAUAAUAAACCUAGUCUCAGAUGUGACUUUGGUCACAAGAAAAACUCUCUCCGGCUUGAUGAUUGGGUGUUGUGUCGGAUCUACAAGAAAAACAACAGUACAUCAUCCCGACAUCAUCAUCAUCAUCAUCUGGAUAACGAUAAGGAUGAUGAUCUUUACCGUCUUCCUAUGUCGGUUCCCGGUCAAAAUGUUUCAAGAACGAAUCUUUUUUCGGCGGUUUUCUCCGAUAACAACAACCCGGCGGCUAUUUACGACGGAGGUGGCGGCGGAACCGGUUACUCGAUGAAUCACGAUUUUGCAUCGUCGUCUGGAUUGAAUCAGAAACCGAAUAUUCCGAUGCCGUUUUGGGAUCAAGAUCCGGCUAAGAGGUUUAACGGCGGCGUUGGAGACGGUUCUGACAUGGUCUCUUCAGUGGCGGCGCCGUCAUUAAUGCAGCAGCAAGGUGGGGUUUUGGGGGAUGGUUUAGACAGGACCUCGUACCAGUUAACCGGUUUGAAUUGGUAAUUAUUUCCGGUCGAUUCGCUGUGAAAAUUAGAAAUCGAAUUUAGAAUGAGUUCGAUCGGUUUAAUUACAUAUUUUGAAGAUUUGUGUAUACGGUUUGAGUAAUCUGGGGAAUUGGUUAUGGUUGAUUGGUUAUUGUAUAGGGUUAGAACGAAGGAGAUUAAAGAGAUUAGAGAAGUGAGGAAUGAGGCAACAUAUAGAAGAUACAAAUUAAUUUUAUUUUCUUCGUAUGA
Messenger RNA from Brassica oleracea var. oleracea, 1255 nucleotides. RefSeq names its product NAC domain-containing protein 18. Lineage: Eukaryota; Viridiplantae; Streptophyta; Magnoliopsida; Brassicales; Brassicaceae. The record is from RefSeq and is a predicted model, not a curated record. The transcript is spliced from 3 exons. Gene Ontology annotation, biological process: regulation of DNA-templated transcription. Gene Ontology annotation, molecular function: DNA binding. The coding region runs from base 27 to 1025 and encodes 332 amino acids.